This is a messenger RNA of Pseudonaja textilis, 3898 nucleotides long. It is a transcript of the gene PLSCR3, whose product is annotated as phospholipid scramblase 3. Lineage: Eukaryota; Metazoa; Chordata; Lepidosauria; Squamata; Elapidae. Gene Ontology annotation, molecular function: phospholipid scramblase activity. The record is from RefSeq and is a predicted model, not a curated record. Gene Ontology annotation, cellular component: plasma membrane. Gene Ontology annotation, biological process: plasma membrane phospholipid scrambling.
CUUUUCUUGCUGUAACUUAACACAACUCAAUGGAUCUCUGUCCUCCAGGGCUGGAAGCCGCCGAGGAGGAGGCUGAAGAUGAAGCGGAUGUUUGUUGCCCUUUUCAUUUUUUGAUGUUGUAUUUGUUGUCUCUUAAUAAUCUCUUUAUAUUCCAUUUUGUGUUCAAAAUCAAUUUAUAAUCCACAACGGGGUCUUUCUCCAAAUUUCUUUCUUCGACUCUUCUAUGCCCUAAUCCAAUAUAUUUCACCGGGGAUGGGGCACUGCACAAAUCCAGAGAGAUCACCAAAAUCCGAAAGGAAAAAAGAAAUUCAGGAAAGAAAGUGAUAAAAAUAAAAAUGAAUCGAAAGGGGAAAAAAUCCUUGUUAUGUUAAAUGUAAAAGGGUAAAGGAGAUAGGAAAAAGAAAACAAAAAUAGAAAAAAAGGUACCAACCUCAUUAAAAGAUUGAAAGAAAAAAAAUUAAAAAUUGAGAAAGAGAAAAAGAAAAGAAAAAAUGUAUAGUAAUAUCCACUAGGUUAUUCUAGUAGUCUAGUAUGUCCCAAAAUAUAAAACAGGAAUUAUCCAGUUGUAAUCCACCUUAUCUCAAGGGACAAGGCAAAAAGAGGCCACAUGGAAACAGCAGUCCAACACGGGUUGGACAUCCAAGCCAUUCAACAGGCCCCAAAGGACCAACGGGCAGGGGUUCUACUGCAUCCGGUUCGUAGUCCCAAAGACCUGGUGGGUGGAGAGCAAUUCUGGACCUGAAAAGAUUGAACAAAUGCCUAAUUUACAGAAAAUUCCAGAUUUGCAGUCCCUGCAGUCAAUACUGGAGAGCAUCCAAGAAGGCGACUUCCUAACAUCCACAGACCUGACAGAGGCAUACCCCCAUGUACCCCUCUGGCUGUCCCACCAGCAGUUCCACUACGUGGGCUGACAUUAUCAGCACAAGGCCCUUCGGCCUAUCACUAGCGCCCAGGAUUUCCAGCAAAUUGCUGGCGGCACAUCUCUGGGUGAUCCCAGGGCCCAUCCAAUGUUACCUGGACAAUACCUUGAUACAGUCUUCCUCCCCACUCUGGGCGGCAGAGGAUCUGCAGAUCACAAUCCGGGCCCUACAGGAUCACGGAUUUUCCGUCAAAUUUUGACGAGCCAUCUAGCUCCUUCCAACCGACUGCUUACACCUGGAUCGCCUAUAGUACUACAAGCUCUGAGAAGUGCUGUUCGCACCGUUACCUCAGCCAGCCUGCACUUCCUCACUUUCAAGGUGGCCUUCCUUGUGGCCAUCAUGUAGGCCAGACGGAUAUCUGAGCUGGCGGCCCUCUCCAUAAGAGGGGACCUUUGCGUACUCCACCCAAACAGGGUGGUCCUGCGGUUGGAUCCCUCCUUCCUCCCCAAGGUGAACUCAUUCCGCAGGGCACAGGUCGUAACCUUGCCAGACUUCUCCCCGAGCCCAACCCACGCCCUGGAGAAGAAACCACACACCUUGGACGUCAGGAUGGCCCUCCGCGCCUUACUUCAAAAGGACGGCCUCCUUUAGAAGGUCAGAAUCGUGUUUAUAUCCUUCCAGCCCUCCACGCUGGGCAACAAGGUGACACCAUCGACCAUCGGCCGGUGGAUACGGGCAUGCAUCGCCAAAGCUUACGAGCUCCAAGGUCUCCCAUCGCCCAGGCGAGUGACAGCCUAUUUGACCAGAAGCGUAGCCCCGACGGUGGCAAGGGUGACCCGGCCUCCGUCGAGGAGAUCUGUAGGGCAGUAACGUGGUCUUCUGGAUCCCCGUUCAUAAGGCACUACAAGCUGGACGCCUUUGCUUCGGCUGAAGCGGCCUUCGGCAGGCAGGCGCUACAGAAGGUGCAUAUAGACUCCGACACGGGACCAGACUGCUGCCCACCGUUAGGACAGCCGGCUUUGGGGUGGCCCAUUCCUUGGAUUCUCUGCUCAGCACACCGAGAAGCAGCAUAUCAGGGACCCUGCAGAUGGAAGGAGGAGGCUGGUGGUGAUCGGACGUCGCCCGGAGUGGGGAUCUCUCUCUGAAGUCGGGGAUCAUGGCAGCUCCAGGGUACCAUGUUCCACAGCCAGGAUACCCAGUGGCUUCUCAGCCUUACCCCGUCGUGCCGCCACACGCCGGGCCCUCUGCGCCCAGCCCUGGGUUCAACGUCUACCCCGCCGCCAGUCCCGGACCCGGCUACAUGGCUGCCCCCCAACCGCCCCCCCGAGGAUACCACGACCACUCCGCUUCCCCACAGCACCAGCAGCCCAGCGAUCCCCACGCAGCCAUUACCCCUUACCUGCCUGUGUCGGCUAGUAUCCCACCUGGCUUGGAGUACCUGACUCAGGUGGACCAAAUCUUGAUCCAUCAGAAGGUGGAACUGGUAGAAGCUUUCAUUGGCUUCGAAGGCAACAACAAGUACGAGGUGCGAAACAGCCUCGGGCAGCACAUCUUCCACGCCGAGGAGCAGAACGACUGUUGCACCCGGAACUGCUGCGGCUCGCUACGCCGCUUCUCCAUGAGGCUGGACGACCCCAGCGGGCGCGAAGUCAUCCGACUGGUCCGUCCCCUGAAAUGUGUCAGCUGCUUUUUCCCCUGCUGCCUUCAGGAGAUGGAGGUCCAGAGCCCGCCGGGAACCACCAUCGGCUAUGUGGUGCAGACCUGGCAUCCCUUCAUGCCCAGGUUCUCCAUCCAGAACGUGGAGAAGGAGACGGUGCUGAGGGUGUUGGGGCCCUGCUUUGCCUGCAGCUGUGGUGGGGACGUCAGCUUUGAGGUGAAGACCUGGGACGAAUCCCGCGGGGUGGGCCGGAUCAGUAAGCAGUGGAGCGGCCUCCUCAAGGAAGUCUUCACGGACACGGACAACUUUGGGAUCCAGUUCCCCAUCGACCUGGACGUGAAGGUGAAAGCCAUCCUGCUGGGCGCCUGCUUCCUCAUUGAUUUUAUGUUUUUCGAGAAGACCGGAGAAGUUGGACAGAGGACCUCGGUGAUGUCCAGCUGAAACCGUCUCGAACUGGGGACAGUUUUCCUGGUCUGACCCGACAGAGAAGGAGAGAGAGAGAGAAAGUGUGUGGUUGCGUGUUGUUGUGUAGAGGGUAUGUGUGUUUGGGUACGUUUGGGUCUUGACAGCAAUGGGUUUCUCAGAAAUGGUCUCUUCCUGGUCUUUUCUCCCUUGGUUGCGCAGAUGUGUUUCAACAGAAUAACAGAGUCGGAAGGUACCUCUGAGGUCAUCUAGUCCAACCCCCAACCCCCCCCUCUUCCCAAGCAGGAGACCCUACACCAUUUCCAACAGAGGGCAGUCCGGUCUCUUCUCAAAAAGCCUCCAGGGAUGAAGCUCCCACAAUUUCUAGUAACAGAAUGACAACCCAGAGCUGGAAGGCACCCUGGAGGUCAUCCAGUCCAGCCCCAUACCGUUUUUUGACAGGACGCCCAGCUGGAAAGUGUUUCCAAGUAUCCCAAAACCUGGGUCUCUUAUCCUAGUUCCUUCGGCUCCCCAAAGCCGUUGUGGGCUUGCACUUCUGGCACAAAGCUUCCUUCAACUCUGUCCUUCCGCGCGCUGCCUCUUUGUCUGCCGUCUCCCGGCUGGGGAUGAUGGGACUUGAAGUCCAGCUCUCGAAAGGAGCGAAGAGGUUUGGGGAAGGCGUUGGGUUUUUAGGUGGUGGUCUGCUGUUGAAAAGAGUUUAAAGUUGUGGUUUUCAGGGAAGCUUUUCGGCCUAGAAGGUGGGGUGGGUGCUCAGCUUGAUUUGGGGGUGCCUACUCGGGUUUUUGGGGUGCGGGGACCAAGGCCUGGUCCAAACAAAGAUCGGUGGCUUAUUGCGUAACCAAAGCUCUGCACAUACGACGAGACAGUUUUUAACCUCCUAAUCCUGAAGAAUUCCGUUUCUCAACCUCAGCGAGUUUUUAAGGUAUGCGGACUCCGGUUCCCAUCCUUCCUCGGCCAG